AUAUAGACUUAAAUAAUCGCUGACAGCAUGCUAGUUAUCGAUAACAAACAUACUGCAUUAACUAAACAUACCCGCAUUCAGUUUCUAAUAACAUGACUGAUUCUGACUCUGAGUACGAAGAAACCGAAUAUUUAGUGUAUGCUGACUUUAAAAAUCAUCUAGCACCGCAUCAGCUAAAGCACGAGGAUGCUGCUAUUCGCAUAAUUGCCAUUGAAAGCGAUACACCUAUGGCCGAAAUCAAUGGCUGUAUAUAUAAAGGUUCCUAUGACAUGGCUAUGGGCACUAAUGUGUUCUUCGAAAAAGACACAAAGAGCGCAGUUGGCGAUCCACUUUAUGAACCAGUUUGCCAACAGCAAUAUAAAUAUCUAAAUAAAUCCGACAAGGUAAUCAGUUUUGAUCGGGUCUACAUUGAGAAUCUGCCACAAGAUAUUAAGGCGGAAGAGGAACAGCAACAGGAAUCAAUGCCACAUACUCUAAAGCUAAAUAUUACAUAUAAAGAAGCGAUUGACAAAUUUGUCGAGGAACAAUAAGCAAU
Molecule: messenger RNA, 535 nt
Organism: Drosophila navojoa
Lineage: Eukaryota; Metazoa; Arthropoda; Insecta; Diptera; Drosophilidae
Biological process (GO): transcription by RNA polymerase III
Cellular component (GO): transcription factor TFIIIC complex
Source: RefSeq, a predicted model, not a curated record